UUAAAACUCAAAGGUUGAACGUUAAAUACAGUCGUUAAUUUUUAUCUUACGUUUCACAGCAUUUUUCAUGUAAUACUUUAAAACUUAAAAUAUGCUUAGGAGGUUACAAUUUAUAUCCGCAAGUUUCAGAUCGUUCAUUGUAAACCUUUAGAAAUAUCCUUUAAAUCCGUUUCAAAGUGCUUCACGCUUACUACUUUUACUUGUCUUUUGUUGUCAUUCAUAUUUAAUCCAAAAAAGGCACGAGUUCCCCUUGCGGAACAUCUGAUGCGCUUAUCCGAGAAAACCUUUUACAUGAAACUUCACCUGAAUUCAAAAGCUAGGAACGGCAUCACAUUUGUGUAAAGUGCUACGUUCCUGGCACGUUGCACCAGGGUACCAGCUAUCCCUGGAAUACGUUGAUAAUGCUUCCGUGUAUUUCAAACGUACCAUGAACGGCUUUUAAACGCGUGGCCGAGUAAGGAGGUCGAAGCCGGAUAUUAAAAUAAUAAAAGAAGAAUGAAGAAAUGCGUGGUGACACUCCAACAAAGAGUACAAGAGAACUAUACAGAUAAUUCAAAGCGAGAUAACCGAAUACUAUGACUUUCUUGGGAAAUGUAUACGUUAAAUAUAAAUAAUAGAAUUAAAGAUAUUAAAUGUACUGUCUUUUGUAAAGGAUUGAUUAUUUCGACUGAGUGAAAAAUACUUAAUUAUAAUUGUCUGUAAUAUUUUGUUGUCUUCAAGGAAUGGGACUAUCGUUGUUAUCUUGCUUUGCAAUUUAUAAUUAAAUUUUCAUGCAUUUAUCUACAGUUGCGCUUAACGAACUGGAUUUUUAUGUAAUAUACAGCCACUUCGAAAAUUGUAUCUACCAGUUUUAGAAUCCCUAGUAAUUGAGAGCUUCGCGAGAGCACUCGGUCGGUAUUUGUAAUUCUAGAAGGAUGCUCUUGGCGUGGUUGCUCUUGCGUUCUGGUACAGACUGAUAUUCUGUAUCAUCUUCUCACUGCAUAAUGUAAAGUGACGUUAUGCCUCGGAGAGCAUGUAGCCUCUCUUCGUACUCUGGUUGAUGAAACUUUUCGUACACUCUGUAUAUUUAACUGGUGAACUUAUUUUCUCUGAUAACUCGCUGCAGAUGUAUAUAUUUUAUUACGGCGAACGCAUUUCUACAUUAAUAACUGAAUUAAUUUGAAUUUAUGUAAACCGAGUAGCUGUUUGCUGGUUACUUUACUUUGCUCAAUAAGUAUUUCUCGAGAAUUUAAUGUAUUUUGAUUUACUGGGUCACUCUUAAUCUUUUUUCUUUCUUACUGCACUAUCGAAUAUAAAGGUAAAUACAAUUUAAGUGCGCGGGCUGAUUGAAAUUUUAUAUUUUUUCUCUGUCUUUUUUAACUCAAAUUAUUGUCAGCUUACGUAGCUUUACGAUUCUUUUAAGAUUUAGUAUUGAUAAGGUUCGCACUGUAUUGAUAAGAUUGAAACUAUAAUAAAAAUUGAUGUUUUUUUAAUAUAUACAAAUUUUAUCAUACUUUGAGAAUAUUAUGGUAAAUUUUUGAAUGGUUACUUGCAAACUAUUUGUAUCGGUUUUUUGCAGAGGUGACUUUUGAAAAUUCUUUGACAUAUUCAUAUUUCAUUAUUUUUAUCCAACCAUAUGGCCGCAAUUGUUUAUCUUUUAACAGUGAUGCCAUUGUGAAGAAUCUGAGAAGAAUUAAACCGAUGCUCGUUAAUGAAAAUAUUUUCGCUGUAUAGUAGGAUUUACACUCAGUACGAUCGUAGAGAUGGUGAAUAAUACAGAGUAUUCAUAAAUAAUUAUUCCCUUUUGACAGAAUAUUACGUUCUCGUCGAUCAUCCGAAAAGUGCAAUUUCGUAUGAAAAUAUCGUUCCCAUAGUCUAUAUUCCAUAUACACAUACGGCGAGUAAAGCCAGAAAUAUAGUAGACGGAUCGAUGAUUCACGUUUCCCAGAGCCAUUUUCAAUUUCAUUAUUUCACAUGAGCUGGUAGACAUUCCGAAUUUCGCCAAAAGUUUCAACAUUAUUUAAAGAAGUUUUGAAUUCUGUUGGCAAUGUAGUACGUGGAAAAAUUAUUCACUCGAGUUAUACAGUCUGUCGCAAGUAGUGCAUCCGGUAUGCGUUUACGGUGUAGAAUUUUAUUCCGACACAAAAAUAGAACGUAUAUAAUAAAAAUGUAAACUUAGCAAAACUUCAGAGAAUAUUGAGUGUAUAUAUUUUUAUUUUUUCUCUUUAAUAUCUCCGCGUCGAAGCGCGCCGACAUUUUUCUGGCUUUGACUACGUAGUCGAAUGGAGGCGCGCGACAGUAUAUAUUAUAACGCUGAUUUCACAGGGUGAAUUAAAGUUGCCGCUUCUCUGGAAACCCCAGAAAGGACUGCCGAGCGUCGUAACGCGUGACAAUCUGAAAGUCUCUUCAAACAGAACUUGAUGAAAGAAGCUUUGAUAUCAUGAAGCAUAGGGAUAUUUGACUGGCCUGAUAUAAAAAGAGGUACUUGUGGAAGGUUCAAAAGUUCUCCUUAAUAUUUUUUAUAUUUUUUUAAUUUAAGAAAUUCUGUACACUACUUUACCUGCCAAAUAUUCUCAGCAAUCAUCGGACUCGUUGGUAUAAUGGAAAUUGACAAAUUGUAAUCUGAAAGUUUCGCAUUUGAUUUAAAUUUGAAUAUUAACGAUUUAACGUAUCAGCGAGCAAAAAUGAAUUUUUCCAUUAUCUCGUAAAGGAUCGAAUACGAAUAAUUUUUUAUAUACCAUUUAUUCUCGGGCAAUGCACUUUUAUUUUCAAUGUUUCAAUGCACGGCUGUAAUUGUACCUUAAUGGAUAUUCGAGCACGUCUAUGCUUCUGUUCUCUGCAGAGAAGGGGUUACUGUCGAACACUUAAAUCGUUUCAUAAAGCUACGUAAUAACUUGGCAACGGUUGGAAAUGUUCAUUAAGUACGGCCACAAAAAUGCCAGGAGGUUGCUAACUACAUAAUCCUACAUAAUCUUCUGUGCACAUGUAAUAAACCCUUCCGGGAGGCAGUUUGUACACAGGGGUCGUAUUUCGAAACAAGUUUUCCUUGCCAAAUUGAAAUAAGCUUUUUGCACAGAUUUGUGUACGUUGGAAACGUUAAUAUUUGGAUAAAACUGUAGCGUACAUAUAGGACUGGAUGUGCGACUCGGCAUAAAAUUUAAAUAUCGUUUACAUAGAAAAUGGACAAAUCUCUAGAAAGUGGAAUUUGAGUAUUGCAUAAUACAGAAGUAACAAGGACGCGAUAGCGCCUUAAGCUUUUUUCACGUGACAAAAGUUUCUUGAAAUUACGAUAGCAAUACGGGUGUUUGAAAAUAUUUCAAAGUAACACGAAAAUUCGCGCCAGGACUGUCUAGUGGUUUAUUUUUUAUUGCCUCUUCGUAACAUUAGUUACUGGUUGGAAAACUUUAAAUAACUUAAGACCAAUAAAAAAAGAAGGAUCGAACAGACAGAAACUUUUGGAUAAAUCUCCAUCUUUCGUUUUCCCCGACAGCCGAUCAAUCUUUAGUAGUCGGAGGCCUCUCGAAUACCGCCGCUAGUUAAUCGUUGGGUCGAGCUGCCUUUUGAAAAAUAAAACCUCAAGUCUGAAGCAGACCAAAAUUCAUAAAGCUUUCAAGAAAAAGGCAUAAAAAGCUCGCUCCUAUCCUCGUCUGGCUAUUCAUAUAGCUAUUCACCUAUUCACAAGGCCAGUACCCUCUCGUCGAUCUCCAACCACCACCAUCCAUCUUUAAUCGUCACUACGAAGCCUUUCGGCCCAAAAGCUAAAUCGAGUAUUAGCGAUAAAAGUAAAUCGCAAAGUGGCCAAGACGACUUCGUAAGUGACACCUUCUUAUAAGCCACUCAGAAUUCCUUUCAUAGAAACAUGAGACCCUAACCUCAAUAUUUCCAACCUUUUCAACCUUAAUCGUCAGGAUAGACCCUUUAGCCAACUCAACCUACAUACGUCGGAGUAAAACCAUAGUUAUAAACUCAAUGAACGAGCUGUAAAACGUCUAGGCUCGUCAUCUCCAGGAAAAGUUGAGCUCUUAAAGUUUCCGAGUAAAAUGUCACAAAAGUCAAUUCAACGUAUGCGAGACAUCGUCACCAGCUUACAUAUCUACACGGGCAAGACGAGUGCACAGGAAAGCCGCAAGAUGGCUGGCACGUUUGACAUGAAAAGGAGAUAAAAGAAUAGGAGAAGGAGUAGGAGUAAAAUAUAUACAUUCUAGAGUAUGCAGGAGAGAGAAAGAGAAGGCCAAUCGUAAAAUCGUGAAUUUCCAGGACAGCUUACAGCAAGAGAGAAGAGGCUCUCUAGUGUAGGUGGAAGAGUCGAGGGCAUUGGAGGGUGUAGAUGGGAGCGAUCGAUGCAUCGAGGCGUCGAGACGCCCAGCGGCCAGGUCCUCGAGCUCACCCCAAGCGUCGCGGUGUCGCCUUCGAUUAUAUCCCAAGCCUGUGCAGCCUAUGCGUGGCUGCCUUCUAGAGUGCGUGGGUGGUCGCGUGGCUACGUGUGAGCAACGUGCAACCGGCGUGCGUACUUUUUGAUGUGUAGUUGCGUGUCGCGUCCCGUGUGACACGACGUGUGUCGCCCGUGACCCGGAAAACACUUCCCAGCGGAAGGCUCGAGCAUGCUUCACGAAGCUGCGCGAACGACUCUGCACAAAUCCAGGGUAGCGAGUGGCUGCAAAACCGUCUUGUAGCCCGCGUGGUGCUGCCGCUCCUGCUAUUGCUGCUGCUGCUGACACUACCACUCGUUGUUGCUACUGCUGUUACUGCUCCUGGUGCUGCUUCUACUACUGUUACGUUACUGUUAUACCUGAAGUCAGUCUAACUCGUUGUUCUUAGUGCCGGUCGCUCUACGUUACUACUAAUGCUGGCCUGAUCUGCUGCAUGUUAAUAUCUUUAUGCUACUACUGCCGAGUUUUACUCUCGACCUGCUGAAGAUUCUACCUCGACUUACGCGAGAUGCCUCCAGCUACCUCGACCUAUUGUGACUUCUCUAAAGACUGUGAUGCGUGACCCACUGUUCGACGAUUAUGGAGAUAGCCGAUGCUGGGGGUGGUCAGGAAAGGUAUCGACUAGUCGUUCUCACUGUUCUGGUAGCCUUAUUAAAAGCAACGAGUGCAGCAGGUGGUGGUACAUGUGGUUUAGCCGAAUUAACAUGUCGGGAUGGACACUGCGUCCCAUUGGACGCAUAUUGCAACGGUCGAGAUGAUUGCGGAGACGGAAGUGACGAGCCAGCACUGUGCACGCCCUGUAACCGCACCUAUCACGGUCAAGAAGGUCGAACCUACAAAUUGGAAUUGCCACGUCCGGUCGAGGGUCGUCUUCCAUUUUUUUGCCACUUGACAUUCACCGCCGGAGGUCAGGGCCACGGGGAGUUGGUCCAGUUACUUUGGGAUGCAUUUAGCAUAGGGCGACUAGACUCCACCGCUACAGACUUUGCCCUGGGAUGCCCCGAAGGAUCGCUCCAGCUUGCGGAACUCGGAAGACCCUUCACCGGGGGUUUCUGGUGCGGAGCUGGAGAAGGUAGAGCUUCUUACUACAGCGAGACCAGUACGGUCACUGCAUCCAUUCGUCUGUUCCACGCACCGCCAUCCGUACCCUUCAAGUUCAGAUUGCGUUAUCGAUUCGUGUCCCGCAACGAGGCGAUCGCACGUCUUGGUAAACCGGAAAUGCCGAUCGAGAGAGGAUCACCGGUACCUGGAACAUACUGUUCAAGAAACUUCUACGAGUGUCAUCAGAAGCAAUGCCGCGUGCAGAGUCCUAACUACCCUGGAGAAUACCCCAGGAACGCCAGCUGUCUAAUUACUUUAAGGCAGAAGGAAGUACCUACGUGCAAGCACGCGAUGAUAUCAGUCAGGGCAAGUCCCACGGGACCUGUUGGUCUGGCCAUCAAUAAUUCCACUUUAAGCGUAUGGCAGGACUGUCCCUUUGACAGGGACAGACUGAUAUUCCGGGACGGAUCACGUCUUGAGGAUCCGAUUCUUCUUAUUUACUGCGGAGGACCCCUGCCCCGGAUCACAGCCAGAGGAACCACUAUGCUUGUGGAAUUUCGUAGUUCACCAUUGGCCAUGCCCCUAGGAGCAUCGGCCUUGCGGAUUGAACUUGAUGUCCAGGUCGUUUAUGUGGAUUCAGAUGGACUGGAUUAUGCAAGGGGUCCCCAAGGUUGUCAUUUCUUUGUCAAUGAAACUGCCAAGAGGAGUGGUGUACUGCGUGCUCCUCUACAUGCUCUGCCACCGGGGUCUAGUUGCACCUGGAACAUCAAGGGAGCCACUGGAGAUCGUAUUUGGAUCUAUUUCUCAUCCUAUUCUCAGAGAGACCUGACCGGAGCUCUUGAGAAUAACGCCAGUACUCAGGUGGAUUCAGGGUGUGCAGUUAAAGUCUCUUUUUUCGAUGGAACUCCCAUGACCGGUUUGCCUAUGAUUACUCUGUGCGAUGAGACUCCUAAGCUCUGCGCUCAUGCGGCUUUAAGAAACGCCACAAGAAUGACCAGACCAUGCACCAGCGACGAGAGUUACUUCACCGUAACGCCAAGUUUGACUUUACGCAUGGAAACAGUCCUAGGCACUACUCUGCACACCGUGAACUUCCAGGCACGGUAUGAAUUCGUCUCGACCCUCCAAGGCGGCGAAGCUUGGGGCGAUGGGCCAUGCAGUAGGAUCUGGCGUAGAGUCCGAAGUGGGGAAGUGACAUCACCACGGGACGUUCGACUCUUCGGUAGAGGAGGUGCCUCCAGGUUGGAGUGUAAAUACCGAAUCGAAGCUGGAUCUGGAGAACGAAUUAGGCUGACUCUGCACAACAUCAGUCUCGGGGAACAAACAUCCUGUACCAGCGAACCUGAUCCUCAUACGGGUAGACCUAGAUGUAUAAAUGACAUCAACUCGAGGGAGGCGCACCUAAUCCUCUACGAAGCACCCUGGCGUGACGUUAAACUUCCUCGGGCUUGCUUGUGCGACAACACUUCUCAUCUACCCUUGACUCAUAUAUCUGCUGCACGAGCCCUGGAGAUCACCUUCGUGGUGGAUCAACAGGCUCCGCACGAGGAUUUUGAGACUUUGUUCUUUUAUGCAAGUUUUGAGUUGAUUCGUGCACCGGAAUGCCCUAGGAAGCAGCGUGUUCGAGGAGAAGGUGGCGAGUUAAGAUUCGUGGCACCACCUCUAUCACGGCCAGACAUCUACUGCGAGGGUUUACCCUGGUUGAUAGAGGCCAGAGAGAAUAGAUCCCUCUUCGUGUUAACCUGGGGAUGGUUCCUGCCCCUGGAACCACCACCCGUGACAGAGUCUUCGGACAUCCCCAAGUGCCCUACCACAAAUAGAAUCCUUUUAUACUCCGCGUGGGCGUCGAAGCUGCUCAAGGUGAUUUGUCCAGCCGAACCAGGUGCCCGAGAAUACACCGUUCACGUCUUCUCCGAGGAGUGGCUUGGCGGCGCCGAAGGCAAAUGGCCAGGACCUCCAAAGCCGCCAGCACUCCUUCUAGAUUUUGUUGCCAGAGAGCCAGGCCAGGCUGCGGCAUCUUGGCUGGAGAUUUCCAAGAGUCGUUCUGCACUGCGCAGACAAUUGCGUCUUCCAGAAAGGGGCGUAGAAAAUGAGACUGUAACAAAUGGAGACUGUCCACACAGGUGUCCUGAACUUGGCGCUUGCAUUGCUUCGAGUCUCUGGUGCGACGGGAGGAUACACUGCCCGUCUGGUCACGACGAAGCACAAUGUGGAAAUGGUGCAAGAUUACUGGGUCUGCUACCGCCUACAAUGUGGCUGGUAGUUGCCGGUGUUGCCGGAAUUGUCACUGCCUCUGCGUGCCUCCUUGUUAUUCUUAUCGGCAGGUCCAAGGCACGCGCAAGAAGACUUCACUACAAAGGAAAGAAGAAGUGCAAUAAGCCAAGACGAGCGCCGACGGAAGAGACUCUCCUGGGUGCAGCAUCCUGACAGCAGCCCCCCGGUUUCGUGGAGUACAUCCACGUUGACCGGGAGACGACAGUCUAGCGAUACCACUCUGUACUUUACCGUCCACUAACUUAACUUUAAACUUUCCCCAGGUGCCAGCGUCAGGGCGAUGAAGACGAGUGUCUCUGUGAUACAACGCGACACUCUUGUUUGUUCGUUCAUUCAAGUAUCGACCUUGCAUCUCUUUUCACAACAUCCCCUAGGGACGUAGAGUUGUUGAAAAAGCUCAUCUCAAAUUCGCAUCUAUAUCAUCUCUCACGGAUAAAGAACAACAGCAAAUUCUAACGUAAAAUCAAUAUUUUAGUUGAGCGGGAAAAUUCAAAAAAAAAUAAUUCACGUAUCUGAAAUCGAUACGCCGUCUCCUAAAGGUUUAUUGCGCGAGCUUUGUACAAACGACUCAUUACUCCAUUUCGCACAGACGACUAUUUUCUUCCGGUUCGAAACGUUCUUUCUUUUAUAUAUGUACGUAAUCGUAGAUGCUAGAUUAACAGGAAAGUAUUAAUUAUGAUCUACGUCGACAUGAGUUUUCAUUCUUUUUUUUUCGCGGUGUAUGUAUAAAUUCAUAUACCUGGAGAACGCGCCUACAAAUUCUAAAUUCGCCCAUGAUCGAUCAAGGAAGUGUAGCAAGGUACGCGGUAUACUGUACAAAGAAAAGAAAAUGGCAAAACAGUCUGUAUGUAUUAUAGGACACAUAUAAAAUCGAAGCUGGAGAAGUUUGAGAAAUUCGUAAGAACUUCGCAAGAAAUACGAAUGGAGUAAAAAAAGAAACGGUGUUCGCUCGUAGAAAGUUUAGAAAAGCAACAAGAAAUUCCUUGAUCCAUCAUUGAGCCGGAACCUUAGAGUUUCAAAAAAAAUUCAAAAUAGCAAUUUCAAAAUACGCGGGUGAUCGAAAGAACCCGAAUCCGCGGAUGCACGAAGCAGCAACUGGUUACAUAGAACAUUAAAAAAAAUCAUCUAGACUUUACAACGUUAUACUUGACUGUGAUAAUGGAAAUACGCGAGUGCAAAGUCGUCCCAGCAGCGUCGUGACGUCGGCGUCGUCCCGUCGCUCGAUCAAUUGCCGUGCCACGAAACGCCGCAAACUUCCUUCGUUCCUGUUGACAAAAUAAACUUGAUUUUUUGUCUUGUCUCCAGAGUUACGACAUGCGAGUGUAACGUUGAUAUAAAAUUGAUAUAUAUAUAUAUAUAUACACACACAAACACAUUAUAUACUUUUCAUUGCAUUGGCUGUUGAAACACCUCGUGGCAUCCCGGCUGUAUCUAUAAUACUAUAAGGGUUCCUUCUUAAUAAGGUGAUACAUACUCCGUGCACCUAGAGACUGUAUACUUUACAUAAUUAUAUAUAUACAUAGUACAAGUAUACAAAAGUACAUUCGGUACUUGACUAACGUACACUUUCAUUAUUAACACUUACGGAGGCUAUUUGCACUGGAGUUGAAUGACAGUUGGAAUACAUGGGAUGUAUACCUAUAGUUUACUAAUAUACAGAUAUAUGCCAAACACAUGUUUCAACUAUGAACUCAACUGCAGUGAAAAUACAACCAGUGACGCAUGAGCGCGAAUUAUUAAUGUUAGAUGCAGAGCGUCUCCGUUAUUCAUCUUUCAUGUAAAAUCAUGUAAAUCCGCUCACACAUUGUUCCUCGUAUAAUAAAUUUGUUUUACAUAGAGCCGAUGCGAGUAAAAGAUUUAAAAAAAGUGCCGUGUAAUUUUGAUAAAGAUACUCGCAUUAGUCAGAAAAUUUCGUGUGUACCUGUAACUGUUACAGUUGGCAUGUACAAAAUAAUUGACGGUCGAUAAUUCAAACAAAAGAGACGACUCUGCAAUCUAUCGACUUAUAAUUGUGCGGCAAUGCGAGAGGAUGUAAUUCGAAUGUUCGUAAAAACGAAUAUCGCCGAUAUGGAUUAUAACGGAAUUAGACGCGGGAAGUUUGAAUCUCGUGGGCGCCGAAUUUAUUCAAUUUUGUAUGAUGAAAGUGGCGAGUAUUUGUAGAUGCAUCAAUAUGGAUUUAUGCAAGCGGGGAAGUACCAAUAUAAAUGGGGUUUCGAUUAUUGAAAAAAAAAGAAAGUGCGAGAAUUUAAAUGGUAUUCGAACGAAGAGAUCUAAAAAAUGACGAAUGAAUUGACACGUUGAAAAUGGUCUGUUAAUUGAAAUUGUAUUGUACGUAGGUAAUUAUAAUAUUAAUACCGCUAUGGUGUUGGUCGGAUUGACUGUUCGUAGGGGCGAUUAUAAUUUUGCGAGUGACACGUAAAUUAAUUGCGUAGAAAAUACCGUAGCCGCCGAGGUUAUAACGAUAGAUAACCAAAUUUGCUGCCAACCCAUGUAUCAACGCAAUACGAUACGAUUACCUGUGUGUCGCUGGCGAUGAGUGAACAAAGAAAUUCUGCAAAAUGAAUCCUAUAGGAUUUUAUCAUUGCAUUCUUGUCAUUCGCGAAGUCAGUGUUGUGCAAUAACUGGGAUAUCCUGUCGCCAGAUACUCGUCGAGGAUACUUACACAGAAAUUUUGUAUGGUUGGUAGGACUACGUGAAUUUCAGAAAGAUAAACGUCGCGUAUUUAUUUUUCGAAAAUUGAUAAGCGUCUAGUCACUCAUGUAAGCUAGUAGUACCUGUACGAUGUUCAUCCAUUGUAAAUGCGACAUUUUAAUAUCUUGUAAUCCGUCGUAUAGGAUCGGGCUGAAAGGGUACUUAUUAAUUUUUUUUCUAGAAAAAAAACAAUUGCUCUCGCGAGUCUUUAUAUUUUAUAGAUUUUAGGGUAAACGAGAAAAGGUUCUUUAGCUGUAAAUUAUACGGUAUACAUAAUUUGCACUUAUUAAUUUAUUAUGCACCCUGCGUACUGUAUUUCUAAUCUAACCUAUAAUCCGACACUACAGAGCCGUUCAAAAUCAAAGAACAAAGGUCACUUGAAAUUAUAACUCGUCGCACUUAUACGUGCAUUGAAUUAUCGUUACAUAGAUACGAAAUUCGAAAAGUAUCUUACACUAGUAUCGCUGCACAACACUGCACAGUUUGAAAAAAAAUGGUCCGACUUGAGUUUUUUUUUGAAUCACACACUUAAUAAUUAUAAUUAUGUUACAAUUUAAAAGACACCGAGUUAAUCGCAUUGAUAACGUUUGAAUUCAUAAUAUAUAAUUGAAAUAUUAUUAUGCAAAUACUUGAUACUUUUCAUGAUUAUUUGAAUACUGUUCAUGAAUUUCUAUACUAAUUCUAUACUAUGUUUCAAUAUAUUUAAAGUGGCGAUACCUUCAUUCUCUAUUAAAAAAAAAAAACAUAAAAUGAGUUGGACUGUACAUAAAGAUGCGUAUUCACAGCACUAUUACACUUUGCACUUUGGCACGAGGACUGAUAGGUUCGUAUAGUGUAGAGUUCCGUGUCGCAAAACCUGAUCUGACCACGUUACUCAUUCCUCGUAACCUACGAUACUGUAGCCCAUAAGUUCUACUGUAACAUAAAGCACUGUACCACCUAUGUAAGCACACGAGUUCCAAUAAAAGUAAAAACAUCUUGUAGAAAGAGUAUUAUUGUCAUCUGGUGUAAUAAUAAUUCAUUUAAUUAAAAGAAUCUAUAAACAGCAAUAAUGAAAACAUUGAA
Molecule: messenger RNA, 11480 nt
Organism: Cephus cinctus (wheat stem sawfly)
Lineage: Eukaryota; Metazoa; Arthropoda; Insecta; Hymenoptera; Cephidae
Exons: 5
Coding region: 4989-7877 (962 amino acids)
Cellular component (GO): plasma membrane
Molecular function (GO): protein binding
Source: RefSeq, a predicted model, not a curated record